UGUAAAAACAUAAAUAUUGUAUAACCCACUAACAUUUGCUUUUUAUACAAAUAAAGAGACGGCAAAACUAGUUAAAGCCUGUUAUGUUUUUUAAGAAAAUGAUAAAACAGAAUGGGUUUCAGUUUACACUGAACCAACGCGAUGGGUGAAAUUCCACAAACUUCUUAAGCAAAAACGCAGCGACAUUCAUAACCUCGAUGGCGUUGUUAUACUUUUAAUAGAUUUUCUGAGUAUAAGACAGCAUCAGAUACCUAUCUAAGCAUAUAACAGACUCCAAAUUGGUGGAUAAGGCAAAGGUAAGACAAAUAAAAUUAAUUAAAAAAAAACACAAUAUACAAUAUAUAUAAUUUACAAUAAUGCCAUUUUUGAAUUUAAAGCAGAUGACAUUUAAUAUUAAUAAUUCUCAAGAUGCGCCCUGUAAAAGAUAAUAGGGACUACAGAAUGGCUGUCUUUGGAGCAAGUAACGUUGGCAAAAGUUCGCUUCUUCUUCGCUUUAUUGAAGGCAGAUUCCGGGAAACGUACAUUCCAACGAUCGAAGACGUGUAUCGUAAAACAAUUUGCUGCAAUGAAGGAGGUUGCUCAAUGUUAAUAACAGAUACAACAGGCGCGUAUCAAUUUCCUGCUAUGCAAAGACUCUGGAUGACAAAAGGACAUGCCUUCAUAUUUGUUUUCUCCGUCAUUAGAAAACAAUCAUUAGAAGAGCUUGUACCAAUUUACGAAGAACUUUGUGAAAUCAAAGACAAUCUUAGUGAAGUGCCCAUAAUUCUAGUGGGGAAUAAAUCUGAUAAAGACUGUCGAGAAAUUUCUGAAGAGGAGGGUUUAGAAAUGGCAAAAAAAUGGAACUGUGCCUAUUUAGAAACCUCUGCCAAGAACAAUCAUAAUGUUACAGAAAUUUUUCAAAGAAUCUUAGAUAUGGAAACAAGACGUCAAUUGAGUUUUACACUUAAUACGCAAAAGGUAAUAAAGAAAAAAGAAAAGAAAAAGAGGUGUUCAAUAAUGUGAAGAAUACAUGAUUUAAUUGAAAGACUUCAUUAAAAUCUUUUCAAAUAAUUCAUAUAGUAGUAUUAUUGACCACAACAACUAUUUGAAAAAAAAUUAAAUUCAUGAGCAGGAUUGAGUUUGUAAUAGUAUUGUUGUUAUUUAAAAAGCUACUGUAAGAUUAAUAGAAAACUAAAGCACAUAUAUUAUGUUUAUUUUUCUACAAAAAUGAUUAUAUAAUGCAAUGUAAUAAAAUAUAAAUAAGAUUACUAUGUAACAGAG
Molecule: messenger RNA, 1260 nt
Organism: Owenia fusiformis
Lineage: Eukaryota; Metazoa; Annelida; Polychaeta; Sabellida; Oweniidae
Source: the annotation of a GenBank genome assembly